Molecule: messenger RNA, 375 nt
Organism: Solanum stenotomum
Lineage: Eukaryota; Viridiplantae; Streptophyta; Magnoliopsida; Solanales; Solanaceae
Product: 11-beta-hydroxysteroid dehydrogenase A-like
Exons: 3
Coding region: 1-375 (124 amino acids)
Source: RefSeq, a predicted model, not a curated record
AUGGAGUCGUGGAAAGACCUGAGGGGCAAAGUAGUGAUGGUGAAAGGGGCGUCAUCUGGAAUUGGGAGAGAGUUAUGUCUCAACUUGGCCAAAGCCGAUUGCAGCAUCAUCACUGCUGCUCGUCGUAUUGACAGAGGGUUCCAGCAAGCAUUCGCCCUCGAGCUUGAUGUCAUGUCCAAUGCUGCUACCAUUGAGGUGGCUGUACAAAGAGCUUGGAAUGCCUUUGGACGUAUCGAUGCCUUGAUUAACAACGCCGGCAUAAGAGAAAUGGCAAUUGAUAGUGCUACGAUUUCUGUAGUUGUUGUUGCACCAACCCGCACUAUUGUGCCACCGGUAGAGAAAUCGGAAAAAUUCUCUGGUGUGAAUUUCAAAUGA